Bursaphelenchus okinawaensis is the source of this 2700-nucleotide messenger RNA. Lineage: Eukaryota; Metazoa; Nematoda; Chromadorea; Rhabditida; Aphelenchoididae. The record is from the annotation of a GenBank genome assembly.
AUGGCAGUAUGCACUGCUAUUCAAGGUGGAUUAUACUACAGUUCUAUUUGGCCUUAUUUGAGAUCGGUGAGUUUUUAAAUGGCAUUAGGGUUUCUAUGGCAAAUCUACAGCAAUAAAACCUUUUUUAGUUUUAACUAUUACUGUAGGUUACUGUAGCUCUAAAACACAAAUUUUAGCUUUUAUAAUGAAACAAGUAGAAUAAUAUAUUUGCUUUGAACUUUUUAAAAGCUAAACUUCUAUUUUUUAUACCUAAAAACAUAAAAUUUCAGCUAAACCCAGAGACAACUGAUAUAUUCCUUGGAUUUGUAAUGUCAAUGUACUCAUUUGGUCAGAUCUUAUCAGCUCCAUUAAUUGGCUAUACGGCGAACAAGAUAGGCACUAUUAGACCACCAGUAAUUGCUUGUAUUUUAUGUCAAAUUGUUGGUAAUGUCAUCUAUUUUUUGGCACAAGCAGCGCCACAAGCAUACGCAACUUAUGUCGUGGUAUUGUCAAGGUUUAUCCUUGGUAUUGGAUCAGGUGGGUGAAGAACUGUGGAUGGAAAAAGUGUGGGGGUAGAGUAGGGUAAGGUAUGGUAGGGUAGAGUAAAGUAAAAAAUGAGAAAAAAAUUUUUUUAUUAUUUUUAAACUAAAAAAUUAAAAAAAAUUUUUUUUUAAAAACUUAUAAUAAAAAUUUUUUUUAAUUGCCAUUUUAAAAUGAACCUACUAAUACAAUAAAUUUCAGUAAACCUAGUCCUUCUCGACACCUAUGCCUCUACCUCAAGUCUACCCCGCCACAAGUCUCGUACGAUCUCAAUGGUAACCGGUGGAGUAGCGAUGGGUAUCAGCAUUGGUCCAGGCACUCAACUCUUCUUCACACCCUUGGGCAAAAAAGGCAUCCAGUUCUUCAACACCACUCUCAAUGUCAACAUGUAUACAGCACCAGCUGUUGCUGCCAUUUUCUUUAACAUUAUCGCGUUAAUUUGCAUAUCUUGCAUCUUUGACGAGGUUUAUGCUGGUUUGAACAGUCAGCCUCGAGAGAAGCUGACUGAUACGCCGGCCAAGAAGUUGAAGAUUGACUGGAUUGCCAUUUUUGUUUGUCAUGCGACGGGAUUUGUUCAUUACUUUACUUUUAGUCAUGUUGAAACGUGGGUUUUUAUGAUCUUCUUUACCAUUUUUGAAAAAAAAAUUUAAAAAUUUGACUUGGUCCCCCCUGUUAAUUAAAAUUAAAAAAAUUUUUUUUUUCGAAAAAAUUUUAAAUUUAAAAAUUUUGGUUGAAAAGUAUGUUCAUUUUCAGGUUAGGAACAAACUUUGUGAUGACAGUAAUGGGCUACAGUGAAGAGGCCGCUAUUCAGUAUUAUUCUAUCUGCUUUACCCUACUCUCAGUAGUUGAACUAGGCUUCUAUGGUGUUUACGUGUUUGGAAAGCUGGAGAAGUAGUAAGUUACAUUACUUAGUCUUGCUGUUGUAUAUACGUAUAUAUUUCUUAAAAAAAGCAUUUUACCUACUACUAUAUAAGUUGUGCAAAAAAUUUUGAGCCACUAGCCUCGCAAAUUUUCUUUGAGAGAUGGCUCAGAAUUAUUUAAACAAACUAAUAUUUUCUCUUUGUCCUUACAGUAUAGUGUUUUAUAAUUUCAAAUCUUAAACCUACCUUACUUUAGUGGCUCCACUCGCUGCAAGUGCAUCCUCGGCCUCUUCGGCUUCUUCAUCUUUUACAUCUCCACCUUCUCAUGGGCAUUCCUACCAGGUGAGAUGCAAACCAUCACCAACUUCGACGUCCAGUCCUUCCGAAUGGGCAAUGGAACCGAGCCGGUCGGCUGCAACAUCGACCAGUAUUCAUGGUGCACCAGGGUGAAGCCAGUCAAUCCAUGGGUAUAUAUGACGGCACUCAGUGUUGUGAUUGGUCUGUCAUUUGGUAUCUUGAACACGACGUUGAGCACGUUGUUUUCUGACGUGCUGGGACCUAAGAAACAAGGUACUCAAAUGGGAUUCUUCCACAUGACAAGGAAUAAUGCACGAAUGUUGGGGCCGUUGGCUAUCACGUAAGUUUAUUUUGAAAAGCAAAAGCUAGCUUGGAUAAAAAGUAAUGAGCUGUUGAACUCCACAUAGUAAUAAGAAACUCUCGUAAGCCUAGUUUUACUAAAUACAUAAACGCUUCGAAGUUUUUAAAAAGUAUGUUAUGGUAGAAGUACUGUAACCUUUAAAAUUUUGUAAAUUUUUGAAUUUCGGUGUUUAAUCUUGUUGACAAUGUUAAUGAUCUAUAAUGUCACAAAAUUGCAAAACUUUAUUAUUGUUUUCGAAAACGUUAUGACACAAAAGGUCAGCUUUGUUUUCAAUUUCUAGAAAAUGCGUGCAGGGUACUGUAAACUUACUGUAACUUUCUUAAUUCUACGAAUUUUAAAAGUAAUUUAAGAAUCUUGUUGACAAUGUUAAUGAUCUAUAAUGUCGCAAAAUUUCAAAGCUCUAUCUCUGUUUUCAAAAAAGUUAUGACAAAAAGCCUCAACCAACCUUUGCUACCUACGAGAAUAUAAUUUUUCUCAAUUUUCAGCUCAAUUUACGAAAGUUUUGGCCCUCGUUUUGCCUGGCUCCUGCAACUGACAAUGUUAUCCUUCAAUCUGCUUGUGUUUUCCGUAUUUUAUAACCGAAUGGUUCCGAUGGCCUUCCCGAAACAUCAAACUCAUCCAGUCGAUGAUCAGGAACUCACUCCGACGACUCAGAAGCUCUGA